AUGCCUGCGACCAAAGCCAAAGAAGCCAGAAUGGCUUGCAGUCCCUCAGAGGAGGCAACCUUCAUGAAGCAGCAGGGACGUCUUCGAGAUUACUGCACCACCACACUCGCAGAUCACCUGAAAGCAAGCUCUGACAUUGUUUGGACAUCUAAAGAUGGUCAGGGAAAGCAGCCUGACACGAAGGAAGAAGAGGAUAGGCUCAAACUGGUCCUGGACGUUGAAUUCAACGAAGAAACGGGCCAGCCAACCUUACCUCCAUCAAACAACCGACUCUCAGAUGAGCUGGUUUAUCUGGUGACCAAGCUUGUGCCCCCCCGCGAACGAGGACGACAAUAUCCAUAUGACUUCGACAGCAUGGGCAAUAUCAACCCUCACCGCGUGUCUUCGGGACCCGCUCCAAUUAUCUGGGCUCAUGGUCUACCAUUCUUCCCUGUAUACAAAGGGUAUUACAUCCUCUGUGGACGCGAACACGUCGGGUGUAUUGGCUGGUUGCUCCGUGAGAAAACUAGAGAGAUCAUGCAAGCGAACCCGAUCUGGUCUAUCGGGGCGAUCAUUGCACCUGAUUCUGCUGUGAAUCUUCCUCAUACCAUCACUCGUCAGAUCACAUUGCACAAACCUCAGGGUAUCGAGAAAGAUGCGAGAUACAGGGGCAAGCCCGAGGUUCGCGAUGUUGUGGCGCAUGAGCACCAUCUGUGCGCGGUUGUUCCGAAUCCAGAUACCAAUGAGAUUGAGAUAUGCCAGCUGUGGAGAGCCUGGGGUUACAACGUUCGUUGCGGACCCAUGAAAGAUGGCGUGAAACCAACUGUCAUGCCAAAGGAGUUCUUCGCCAAGCAUGGUAUCAAAGAUAUCAACUAUGCCUCUCUCGAUAGAACAUACGCCAACCAGAUGCUGGAGGAGGAUGAAGAGUCAGAUGGUGACAUUGAGGUUGAAGAUCCCACCGGAACGAGCGAUGAAGGUGCUAGCAGUAGCAAUCAGCCCAUCACGACUCAGUCUAGGUCCAAAUUGAAUGUGGGUAUGGACAUUGACUGCCCAGCGAAGGUUCCAGCGCAGGCUCAGGAACAAGCUCUAGAGCAGUCCCCAAUGCAAAGCUCCGAGCAGGCUCUAGCGAAGGACACGGAAGAGGUCAUGGAAGAUAUCACGAAAGAUACCCCAAAGGAGAUCUCAAAAAAGGCCACGGAAACGGUCACGGAAAAUGUCACCAAAGGUCCCAUGGAACGGGCCACCGAAGAGACCGCCAAAAAGCUCGAAACCGCCGCCUCAAACCUGGAGAAGAAGCAACCUGUCGCCCCCAGCAGCAUUGGGAGAACCGUGCUCGAUUUGGGCAUGGAUAUUGGAGAUCCAACCAAGGGAUUCAUUGACAAGCCCAACCCCGCGCAGAUCAGAAUUCCUGCUAUCUCUUCUGCGGAUGCCACGAUUCAAGCACCUGCAAUUAUCCAACCAACCGAGAUGAAGCUGAUGACUAUGCAUCCUCAAAUCGAGCAGGCAGUGACUGAUGCAUCCGCCGAGAACACUCACAUCACUGACCCACUCAACAUGGCGCAAAUCGUAUCCGAACAGCCCAGUACGGAGCAGUUGGACUAUGCAGCAGCUUGUGGCUUGUCAGAGGAUCUGAAGCUUGCUGAAGAUCAUGCAUCUCAGUCGAUAGCUGAUGAAACCAAGAUCGACAAGAGGACUGUUGUCGAUAAAUGUCGGGCAGCAGAGGGAGUUCCUACGUGA
Molecule: messenger RNA, 1716 nt
Organism: Penicillium robsamsonii
Lineage: Eukaryota; Fungi; Ascomycota; Eurotiomycetes; Eurotiales; Aspergillaceae
Exons: 1
Coding region: 1-1716 (571 amino acids)
Source: RefSeq, a predicted model, not a curated record